Molecule: messenger RNA, 840 nt
Organism: Colletotrichum aenigma
Lineage: Eukaryota; Fungi; Ascomycota; Sordariomycetes; Glomerellales; Glomerellaceae
Exons: 3
Coding region: 1-840 (279 amino acids)
Source: RefSeq, a predicted model, not a curated record
AUGGGCAUUCCUCUGUUUUCCACUACAGGCGUAAAUGCCCGAGAUAUUGAGAUGCCCCCAGAUGAAACGGUCGGGCCUGUUUGGCUAGCCGUAUCGACAACCCUUCUCGUUCUUCUUUUCAUCACCACCGCCCUUCGCCUUUGGGUCCGCAUAGCUCGUCGAAACUUCGGCUGGGACGAUGCGACUAUUGCCUUGGCUGCAAUAUUCGCUACUGUCAGAUAUGCCAUCGCAGCUAUGCAGUUACCCCACGGCAAUGGAAGACACCGUAUGUAUCUCAGCGACUACGACUACAAGAUGAUCAACAUGUACGGCUGGUAUGGACAGCUGUUCCACUUCACGUCGAUGGCAUGUCUCAAGUGCUCUAUCUGCGCGCUGGUCCUCCGGCUCAAUGAUAAGAAGGGGCUACGAAUAUUCAUCCACACCAUCAUCGCUGGGGUACUGGUGACAAACAUGGGCGUUGUGGUCGUUCUCUUGGCGGAAUGCCGACCGGCAGGGUUCUGGAGAGGACCAUCAGCACAGUGCUGGCCAAACAAGAUUCGGAUUUACUGGAUUUACGCUACCAUAGCACAUUCCGUUCUGACCGAUCUCAUACUGUCGUUCAUCCCCUUGACAUUGAUAUGGAAAGUCAACAUACCUCCUCGGAAGAAGAUUUUGGUGAUGUGCUUGAUGAGUCUCGGCCUUGUCGCGUCAGCCUUCGGAAUUACUCGGGCGACAUUCUUGGGAGUGUCGAACGAUGAUCUCAGCUGGACAUUUUGUAUUGUCGCCAUCUGGUCUAACCUCGAACUGUUUCUUGGUAUCGUCGCCGCGAAUCUUGCACUUUCCAGAGCGGUUUACUUCUAA